Alosa sapidissima (American shad) is the source of this 1072-nucleotide messenger RNA. It is a transcript of the gene nopchap1, whose product is annotated as NOP protein chaperone 1. The transcript is spliced from 4 exons. Gene Ontology annotation, biological process: box C/D snoRNP assembly. NCBI's taxonomy places the organism in Eukaryota, Metazoa, Chordata, Actinopteri, Clupeiformes, Clupeidae. The coding region runs from base 81 to 542 and encodes 153 amino acids. The record is from RefSeq and is a predicted model, not a curated record. Gene Ontology annotation, molecular function: box C/D methylation guide snoRNP complex binding.
CUGCGUCACUAGGUAUUUACACGGAAGUGAGCAUCACAUGUAGCGGCUCAUGCCUUCUCGUUCUUGUGGCUACAGAAAAGAUGGAAGAGAGAAAAAAUAAGCAAACCAGCACUUCACAAGAAUUACUUUCAUGUGGCAAUGGAGCAGCUAUCCAUGAUAAACUGCUGUUGAAAUCCAAAGUGCCUAACGGUGGUGGACCGUCCUCUCUGCAGACCACCAGACUUCCCAGAAGUAGCGUUUUGGACAGACUCCAGAGUUUUCUACCACAGAUUGCUCAGGCUAAUGAGUCCUUGAAACAGCAGAUGGAAUCAGUUCCUGCGGGUCACUUUGACAUAGAAAACACCGACGAUACUGAAAAAGUAAUUGAAAUGGAUGUAGCACUUGUUGAACUGGAUGACUCGGACAGCGAUGCUGAAUCAUCGGAGGCUGACAGCUCUGAGGACUCUUCGGCCAGUGAGCCGGAAGAGAAGCUCAAACUACCCGGGGACUGUAAGAGAAAAAGAAGAGCCAACAUUGAGGUUCUCGAGAAGGAUGGAGUGUAGUUUAACACACAGCCUUUCUCUUUGAGCACAAGACUCUGCAGUGUAACAUGGGUGCUGAGACAUCUGCAGGGCUGGAGGUCUUUUGCAGCCAAUUUAGAUUUUGUCACAGUUUGAGACCUGUAUUUGUUCAUCAUGAGUUGAAUUCAUGUGAAGGGGACUUCAUUUGAAGUUUGCACAGCGGAGAGGAUGUGAGCUUUUGAAGCUGAUGUGAGAUUUUACCUGAACAGGGAGGGUAAGUUUUCUCUCAUUGGAAUCUGCAAGGGACUGUCUCUGUCCUGUGUUGCAGAGGCGGACUCUGUCACAGCAACAAUGGAUAUAUAUCGGUCAAGAGGAUGGAACAUUAUACACUCUUCUAUAAUAAGGCUAUUCACCAUAUUUUUACCGCCUUUUUUUUAGAUCAAGUCAUAGUUUUAGUUGCACGUUUUAUCAUGGUGCUAUUUAGUUCAAGAAAUGUUCCUGGUAAACCCUGCUAUAUUCAGGAUCUGUCCCCAAAUGCUUACUUUCAUUAAAAAAGUGAAUAUGUAAAGGUA